AUGACGAUCACAGCGAGCUUGUCACGAAGCGGGAGGAGCAGGCCAAGGCCAAGGGCGUCUGCGUACUACAUGUCGCCGUCCCGCAACGUCUACGACAUCUGGGAGGACCCGCUCCAAGCCUUCUGCUACGUCACGUUUGCUCAUCGAGAUGUCGGGGUCGUCCCCGCGCGACGUCGCAAGCAGCCGAUGAUGUUCAAGAGGCACCGCGAGAGCUCCCUAGUGCACAUGCUCAGGAAGUACACCCUCACAGCGGCUGCCUUCGGAGGCAUGUGCAUCAGCAUCAUCACCUUCUCCUCGUUGUUUGCGACGCUGCGCUUCGACUGGGCUCUGAACGUGAAUUUUACCGUGAGGCCGCUUGGCCGCUUGUUCAAUGUGGGCACUUCUGCGGAGGGGGACCCAAGGCACUCCUAG
Prorocentrum cordatum is the source of this 411-nucleotide messenger RNA. The record is from the annotation of a GenBank genome assembly. NCBI's taxonomy places the organism in Eukaryota, Dinophyceae, Prorocentrales, Prorocentraceae.